AUGCCUCAGAGAUGCUGUCAAUACGCGGGAUGGCAGCUCCCAAGCUUGACUGAGGACUACGGGACAUUUUGCAGACUACGUCGGAAUGACUGCGGUGUGACUGCGGUUCAUAUCUCGCUAAAAGUCGAGUUUGGCGGCGGCCUCGAGCUCCUCUUCGAUAACCAAAGGUCGCACAAGCUCACGCUCCCCGCCCGCGUCCCGCUCGACAAUUCCACCUCCUCACCCCCUUCUUCCCCUCCCUCACCCCAGAACAACGAGUACGAAGGCGAGACGAAGCCCGUCGACGUCGCGUACCUCAUCCACUGGCUGCGCCACCACCUGCUCAAAGAGCGCGCGGAGCUCUUCAUGGAGGGCGAUACAGUACGGCCCGGGAUCCUCGUGCUGAUUAAUGAUACGGACUGGGAGCUGGAGGGCGAGGGCGAGUAUGUGAUCAAGAAUGGGGACGAGGUUGUAUUUAUAUCAACGUUGCAUGGGGGGUGA
This is a messenger RNA of Gloeophyllum trabeum ATCC 11539, 480 nucleotides long. Its product is annotated as Urm1-domain-containing protein. Bases 1 to 480 code for a protein of 159 amino acids. Gene Ontology annotation, molecular function: protein tag activity. The transcript has 2 exons. The record is from RefSeq and is a predicted model, not a curated record. NCBI's taxonomy places the organism in Eukaryota, Fungi, Basidiomycota, Agaricomycetes, Gloeophyllales, Gloeophyllaceae. Gene Ontology annotation, cellular component: nucleus; cytoplasm. Gene Ontology annotation, biological process: protein urmylation; tRNA thio-modification.